ACUGACUGAGCGUGUUUGUGAGUGUAGUCUGAAUGCGAGCCGAUCCGCGGCUAGAACAGCAAAAUUAACGGGAACAGUUUUUCAUAUUAACAACAGCAAUAUGUGCAUUACGACCACACCUGCUUUGAGCUACUCUAAAAACUAGGAUAUAAGGUGAGCUAGUCCUACCCCUCCCAGCCACGCCCGGCAUCUUCUCCCCGUCUCUCUCUUCGUCCGCCUCAUCCAUCUCUUCCCCCGGCAUUCUCCGCCAUGGCACUCCUCUCCACCUCUCUCUCUGCCUCUCUCCCCUUCCUUCUCUUUCUCCUCCUCCCCCUUCCUUCGCCCUGCAUCCUGGAGUCUCUACGAGGAGGAGGAGAGGAAGAGAACCGCUCCAUCUCCACCAUGUCCUAUCCCUCCAUGUCUCCGGAGUUUUGGAGCAACAGCAGUACGGGGCUGGGCGGCAGUUCAAAGUGCUCGCAGCCGGUGGUGUGCAGGCCGGGCACCAUGCUGCCUGUGUGGAAGCCCCUGAGCCCCGGGCUGGGCGACCAGGUGGCCAGGGCUGUGGUCUACUUCACCUGCCUCAUGUACAUGUUCCUGGGAGUGUCCAUCAUCGCAGACCGCUUCAUGGCCUCUAUCGAGGUCAUAACCUCACAGGAGAAGGAGGUGACCAUCACCAUGCCAAGCGGAGAGACGUCUGUGGCUACUGUACGUAUCUGGAACGAGACUGUGUCCAACUUGACUCUGAUGGCUCUAGGCUCCUCCGCCCCAGAGAUCCUGCUGUCUGUCAUAGAGGUGUGUGGGCAUGGGUUCGAGGCGGGUGAGCUGGGCCCUGGCACCAUCGUGGGCAGCGCCGCCUUCAACAUGUUUGUGAUCAUCGCCCUCUGUGUGUGGGUCAUCCCUGAAGGAGAGACCAGGAAGAUCAAACACCUGCGUUGUUUCUUCAUCACAGCCUUCUGGAGUAUCUUCGCCUAUAUCUGGCUUCUCAUCCUCUCUGUCAUCUCACCCGGAGUAGUGGAGGUGUGGGAGGCUCUGGACCUCUACUGCCUACUUCCCGUGUGUGUUGAUCUGGCCUGGAUCGCCGACCGAGCGCCUGCUCUUCUACAAGUAUAUGGCAAGCGUUACCGCGCCGACAAGCACGGCAUCGUCGUGGAGACGGAGGACACAACCCCGAAAGGCUUCGAGAUGAUUAUGGACGGAAAGUUCCCAACCUAGGGGAGGGGCGGUGGAAUGAUGCCCAGUGAGAACUGCCAGGAUGGGGCCAAAUGCGGCGGGCACGUGGCCUACCUACCCAACUCCACCAGCACCAUGGUAACCGUAGAGAAUACAAAGGAGCUGGACGAGAGCCGCAAGGAGGUGAUCCGCAUUCUGAAGCAGCUGAAACAGAAGUUUCCGGACAAGGAGCUGGAUCAGCUGGUAGAUCUAGCCAACUACUACGCCCUCCUCCAUCAGCAGAAGAGCCGCGCCUUCUACCGCAUCCAGGCUACGCGCAUGAUGACCGGCGCCGGCAACGUGCUCAAGAGGCACGCCGCCGACCACWCCCGCCGCGCCGCCGCSGUGGACGAGGAAGUGGUCUGCGAGGACGACGACCUGGCUGAGUGCAGCCGMCUGGCGUUYGAGAGCACCCACAGCCAGUGUAUGGAGAACUGCGGCGUACUGAGGCUGGCUGUGGUGUGUCAAGGGGGCCUGGGGGAGAGCACCUUCUACGUGGACUACCGGACCGAGGACGGCUCGGCCAACGCCGGGUCUGACUACGAGUACAGCGAGGGAACGCUGGUGUUCAAACCCGGAGAGACCCGCAAGGAGAUCAAGGUCGGCAUCAUCGAUGAUGACAUCUUCGAGGAGGACGAGCACUUUUUCGUGCGGCUGCUCAACUUGCGCAUCGGUGACGCCGAGGGGAUGUUCGAGAGUGAUGAGCCAGGUGCGAGACCCAAGGGUCGCCUGGUGGAGCCACUGGUCGCCACGGUGACCAUCCUGGACGACGACCAUGCUGGAUUCUUCACAUUCCGUAAUCGGCUAGUGCGCAUCAGCGAGAGCGUUGGCACCAUGGAGAUCUCAGUGGUGCGGAACUCGGGCGCCCGCGGCACGGUGAUCCUGCCCUAUCACACGGAGGAGGGCACGGCGAAGGGGGGCGGCGUGGACUACGAGGACACCCAGGGAGAGCUGGAGUUCUCCAAUGACCAGACAACUCAGACCCUGCAGGUGAGGAUCAUUGACGAUGAGGAGUAUGAGAAAAAGGAGAACUUCUUCAUCGUACUAGAGGAACCACGCUGGCUGAAGAGGGGAAUCUCAGCCCUUCUGCUCAACCAAGAGGAUCCUGAUGGCCAGAUGAGUGCAGAGGAGGAGGAGGCGAGACGCAUUGCAGAGAUGGGAAAGCCCAUCUUGGGGGAGCACAGCCGGCUGGAGGUGGUCAUUGAGGAGUCUUAUGAGUUCAAGAGCACCGUUGACAAGCUCAUUAAGAAGACCAACUUGGCCCUUGUGAUUGGCACGCACUCCUGGAGGGAGCAGUUCGUGGAAGCUGUGACUGUCAGCGCAGGUGAUGGUGAUGACGAUGAUGAAGAGGGGCGUGAGGAGCGUCUGCCAUCCUGCUACGACUACGUCAUGCACUUCCUGACGGUGUUCUGGAAGGUUCUGUUCGCCUUCGUUCCGCCCACCGAGUACUGGAAUGGCUGGGCCUGCUUCUUCGUGUCCAUCUCGGUUAUCGGCAUCCUGACUGCUGUCAUCGGGGACCUAGCCUCCCACUUCGGCUGCACCGUCGGUCUCAGGGACACUGUCACUGCCGUGGUGUUUGUGGCUCUGGGUACUUCCAUUCCCGACACGUUUGCCAGCAAGGUGGCGGCUACGCAGGACCAGCACGCUGACGCGUCGGUGGGCAAUGUUACGGGCAGCAACGCGGUCAACGUAUUCCUUGGCAUCGGGGURGCGUGGUCGGUGGCGGCCGUCUACUGGAAGGUGCAGGGCAAGGAAUUCCGCGUGGACCCGGGCUCCCUGGCCUUCUCCGUCACCCUCUUCACCAGCUUCGCYUUCAUCUGCAUGGGCGUGCUACUGUUCCGCCGGCGGCCCUCUAUCGGGGGGGAGCUGGGCGGGCCGCGGACAGCACGCAUCAUCACCAGCCUCUUCUUCCUGGGCCUCUGGUUCCUCUACGUCCUCUUCUCCAGCCUGGAGGCCUACUGCCACAUAGAGGGCUUUUAGAGGACACAUGAGAGCAGAGACAGGGCUACUAGUCAAAACACUGAUAUACAUUAUAGUUAUUAUAAUACACACAUCUACAACAGGACAAGGCCCAGGCCAAAUGUUGGGACCUGGUCAUUGUCACUUGAUCACUAAUACCUAAGGGAUCUAUAGACAUACCAGAUAUACACACACAAUUACAUACAAAACACAUACACACACAUACUGAAACAACUGUACAUAUAACUACAUGCAUGCGCAAACAAAUGCAAAUGUGGUCUCUCACCAAGACAAACACACACACAUACAGUACUGUAACAAGGGCACCACACAGGUUGUGUGUGGCCUGGAUGACACCCAGUUAACAUCAACCUCCUAUUGCAGGCUCAAAUGUUAUACACACUCACUGGACAAAUGAGGAAGAGAAGGAGAGAAAAKAAAGUAUUGGUCAAGGAAGUGAUGAAGGAAGUAAGACAGGAGAGAUUUCAAAGAAGGAAGCAUGUUCAGAAUGUAAACCAGCAUGUGGGAAAGAGGGAGAGAGAAAGAGAGAAAUUGACAGACAGGUGUGUAGAAACUAAGUGUUGCAGUGGCAUGCUAUUCAUUACAGCUGGCUGCAUAACAUGGUUUUGGGUCCAGCUAGACUGCUUUAACUGAAGCAGGGUAGAGUGACAUGGGUUUUGCAGGGAUAGCCAUAGCUCUAUCACCGGUGCAGCAGAGGUAAACCAGACUCAGUCCACUCGACUCAAAGUACAGUGGUGCAAAAAAAGACUMAAUUGUCAGAYUUGAGUAAAAGUAAAAAGUAAAAGUAAAUGCUAUACAUCAAAUUCCGUAUAUUAAACAAACCAGACCGCACAAAUGURUUUUUUAUGGACAGCCAGGGGCACACUCCAAAACGUACACAGAAUUUACAAACGCAGUAUUUGUGUUUAGUGAGUCCGCCAGAUCAGAGGCAGUAGGGAUGACAACCCGUUAUAUUGAUAGGUGCGUGAAUAGGACUAUAUUGCUGUCCUGUCUGAGCAUUCUAAAUGUAACGAGUACUUUUGGGUGUCAGGGAAAAGCUAUGGAAGUAAAAAAUAACAUUUUCUUUAGUAAUGUUGUUGAGUACAAGUCAAAGUUGUCAUUAAUAUAAAUAGUAAGGUAGAGAACAGAUAACUCGUGUUUGGGGUAAGUUUUAAGUCAAAGUAUUUUUACUUACAGUUACUUUACACCACUGCAUAGUAGUGGAAUGGGUCCAUCUUCAGUCGCUAUGACGGAGCACCAUGAAAAUGGUCGAUCAAUGAGUAAAAUGUUUACAUUUAGCAACGGGAGAUACUGAGUAAAACAGCAACMACAAAACUGAAAGCCCCAAGUUGCAGUUAUAAUUUUCUAUAGAGAGGUGGGAAUUCCGCAUGACAUUGAAACAAGGUCUCAAUGCUGUGUUGGUGUAAAUACAUGCUUAUAUACUAUAGGAGAGUAGAUGUAUUUAUUAGAGGGACUUCUCUACAGAUAUGGUAGAAUGGGGUGGCCAAUGGGAACAUAUAUAAUGCAUGGGGUUCAGAAACUAGUCACCACUCUCCGACUUGACAGGAAAAUGACUUUUGGAGAUAGCUUGUGUAAGUUAUGGCUCCUAUACGAGACAUCAUUCUUUCUCAUAACUACAAUCCCAUCCAUUGAAGUUAAACAGAGYGAUCCAGAGGGAUUAAAUAUAAAUUUGCCUCAUCUGUGGACUUCUGAAUGAAGGGAAGACAGAGUUUCUGGAGGCAUCACUCUGAAUAAAGAAAGUCUCACAUCCACCUCUUGAGGCUCUUACUGUUCACAUCUCACUGGACUUCAGAUAUUACAGUGGAGAUCAUAGAUCURCAUUCCACUCCAGCAGACAGUAGAGUCCUCCAUCACCAUCAUGUUUGAGACAUUGUACAUUUUUAUGACCUUUCGCAACCUCCAUGAGUGAAACGAUGAUUCAGCAAUGAAGGCACAUUGAUGGUGUAAAUAUUAUUUGAUGUUACUGUCCAAGGGUGAGUUACUAUCCACUGAAGCACAGCACAAAACACAUUCAUCUCCUAGAAAUAUGAUACGACAAGAGAGUGUAUCGCUAUCUAACGUAUACUUUUCAAAAACAAUCCUUUACCUGAAUACAGGUAUAAAGUCAACUUUACAUAUACAAAUAUACUGUAUCCCUUUGGCUCCACGCUKGCUCAGUGGACAGUAACUAUUCAUUGUACUUUGGUGGAUGUAAAGGUAAAACCAGAGAGGGGUGGUGAGGUUGAGGGUAGCGUUUGUUUGGUCCAAAAUAUAUCAUAUGUGAGGAUAUUGGCCACCUGUGUAAGACUUCAGGACUAAAAGAGUUCUGUACGGAGAUGUCUAUAUUGUUGUUCAUUCAAUCGAAAUCUAUCAAUAUUUGUGAWGGGGGAAAAAUGUUGCUCGUUUGUGAUACUUGUGAUGCUAUAACGGAGCAACUUUUAGGUGUGGAGGGCUGUAAGUCUUUGCUGUGGAAUAGUGGGUAGAGAUGCAUGACAGAAUAAUAGUGACAGCACGGCACCGGCAUGGACAAAAAUAAUGAUAAUGAUGCAUGGUGGUGGGGUGGUGACAUGAGAAUACAGUGUUUGUGUAUUUCAUGGGAGAAUGGUUCACAUAGAGCAGGACGUCCAGACUGCAGCCAGACCUGUGAAGAGCAUGCAGACUGCUUCUGCUCCUCACCUGUUAACAGUAAAGGCUGCUCUGUAAACAUCCCAACACAACCCCAGCUAAUUACCCCAAAAUACAGCAACACUGGGCCACCAUCAGUACCUAAGACCAUGGCAUAUAAGUUAUCUUAUUUUGGAGUGAGGCUUACUGUACUCCAACUUGUCCAACMGUGUUAGUUCCAAAUGCUCCUAUUCUUCUGGUUAUUCUGUUUUCUUAACUUUUUAAAUCGAAACCUCUCCGUUUGCGUAACAGUGAAACUGGGAGAGAUUACAUUUCAACCCAUGGGUUCUCAUCAUGUUCUCAUCAGGUACAGACUGUUAUGCRGUAACUACAGAUCGCCGCUACAGUAAUUCUGCGUCAUACCCAUUUAAUGCCUUAAAGUCUAGUAUUUAAUA
Messenger RNA from Salvelinus sp. IW2-2015, 6206 nucleotides. NCBI's taxonomy places the organism in Eukaryota, Metazoa, Chordata, Actinopteri, Salmoniformes, Salmonidae. The record is from RefSeq and is a predicted model, not a curated record.